CGUCUGCUGCCGGUGGAGUGAACGUGAAGAAGAAGAAGAAGAGGAGGAAGAAAGCAGAAGUAGCGGAAAAAGAGUGUUUUUAUUCGUCCAUGUCCUCCGCCACGGCCGACUGAACCACCGCCGACUACUGUGAAACACAACCGACUGCAGGUGACCGACCAUGGCUGUGAACGUGUACUCCACCUCUGUGACCAGCGAGAACCUGAGCCGUCAGGACAUGCUGAUGUGGAUCAACGAGUCCCUCCAGAUCCCGCUCACCAAGAUAGAGAUGCUGUGUUCAGGCGCCGUCUACUGCCAGUUCAUGGACAUGCUGUUCCCGAACUCCGUGCCUCUGAAGAAAGUCAAGUUCGGCGCCAAGCUGGAGCACGAGUACAUCCACAACUUCAAGCUCCUGCAGGUGGCCUUCAAGAAGUUCGGCGUCGACAAAAUCAUCCCAGUAGACAAACUGGUGAAGGGAAAGUUUCAGGACAACUUCGAGUUCGUCCAGUGGUUCAAGAAGUUCUUCGACGCCAACUACAACGGGUCGGACUACGACCCGGUGGCGGCGCGGCAGGGCCAGGACGCCAUGCCGAUGCCCGCCGCCACGUCGGCCCUCAACAAGGGCGCCAAGAAGACCCUCAGCCAAGCCGCUCCCAGACCGCCCGUCGCCAAGGUGGCGCCCAAGGUGGCGCCGAUCAGCGCCAGGAGGGCGGGGUCGGGCGCCGCCGGCGAGGAGAGGGUGGAGCUCCUGAAUGAGCUGGAGGCGCUGAAGUCCACCAUCCUGGACAUCGAGAAGGAGCGAGACUUCUACUUCGGAAAGCUGCGGAACAUCGAGCUGAUCUGCCAGGAGAAGGAGGACGAGGGCGACGCCACGCUGCAGAGGAUCGCCGAGAUCCUGUACGCCACCGGGGAGGGUUUCGUCAUUCCGGACGCUGAAGAGCAGGACGAGUUUUAAUUUUCCAGAUUUCAAUCAGCUUUUCACUUCCACCCCCCCUCCAGCCCGCCAGCCCACCAGGAGCCCCCCCACUGAGCCCGGGCCGGGGGGGCUCCACUCCGCCGCCAGACGGACUUCCGGGUGCAGCUCGUCUGUCAGUCAGUGCCUCCUGCAGCCCCGCCCCCAAAACCAGAGCGUCUCGCUCUUUUGUAUCGGACUUCAGUGUGACGGUCUCUGUGUGCCUGUAUUUGUGUGUGUAUGUG
Salarias fasciatus (jewelled blenny) is the source of this 1176-nucleotide messenger RNA. RefSeq names its product microtubule-associated protein RP/EB family member 1. Gene Ontology annotation, molecular function: microtubule binding. NCBI's taxonomy places the organism in Eukaryota, Metazoa, Chordata, Actinopteri, Blenniiformes, Blenniidae. Bases 161 to 934 code for a protein of 257 amino acids. The transcript is spliced from 7 exons. The record is from RefSeq and is a predicted model, not a curated record.